AUGGGGCUGAUGGACAGCGUACCAUUACGCGCAGCGCCCGCCAGCUCGGAGGAGGACGUGGUGCUGCGGCUGUCCGAGUCGGACGGCGCUGAACCGGAUGGCGGACUGUCCGAGGACGAGGAUCGCCUGCUGCGCGACGAGCCCGCCGCCAAGCGGUCCUCGCCUCCGGCGCCGGUGUCGGCCGCGUCCGAGCCAGCCUCGCCCGCCUCUGCCGACGAUGCGGCGGGCGCCGCCGACCCGGUGGACUUGCCCGACGACAUGUUUGAGAGUGCUGCCGCCCUCAACGCGGCCGAGGAGGAGGAGGAACGCGAGAGGCGCGAGUCCAAGCAGCGUGCGCUCGCCUGCCUCGAGGCGGCCGACUCGCUGGACGCCAGCGAGAUGGGCGAGGCGGCGGAUUCCAUGGACGCGUGCGACGCCGGCGAGGCGACGGAUUCCAUGGACGCUUGCGACGCCGGCGAGGCGUCCGACUCGAUGGACGCGUCAUACCUGCAGGUGGCGGCCGACUCGCUGGACGCCGGCUGCGAGGCAGACGAGGCGGGCGAGCCGAGCCCAGCCUCCGGUGAAGUAGCCGUUCAGACGGACCCUGAGGAGGAGCCCAGCGAAGCGCUCUCCGGCGAGCCGGCCGAGCCCGACGACUCGGCCGGGCCGGACCCCGACGAUCCGGGCGAUGCCGACGGUCCGGACCCGGCGGCGGACGAUACGGACGACCCGCCCGCCGCGGCGGUCGUAAGCGGCCUUGCUCGCCAUCGGACGCGGCGCCCGACGCCAGCAAGGUGCGCCGGGUGGAGCCGUCUACGGCCGCUGCGACCCGCACCAAGAACUUCAUCGAGGUCAAGAAGGUCAAACUGAGCGAGGACAACAUGCGCCUACUGCAGGAGUCGAACGAGCGCGAGCGGCGUCGGCUGGGCGAGCCGCA
Molecule: messenger RNA, 916 nt
Organism: Pollicipes pollicipes
Lineage: Eukaryota; Metazoa; Arthropoda; Thecostraca; Pollicipedomorpha; Pollicipedidae
Product: polysialoglycoprotein-like
Exons: 4
Coding region: 1-849 (282 amino acids)
Source: RefSeq, a predicted model, not a curated record